AUGACUUGCAAUAUUAGAAACCGCCCCGGACGCCGAGGAAUCGAUCCCCGAGGUGCGCACUCCAACCAGCACCGACAGUCCACUUCCGCGUCUGCAGCAUCUCGAGAUGGCAGCUCCAAUACGCAUCAAAACAGAAGAGGUGGAAGGGGAGGCUCAAACCUGAGCAGGUCCUCCGACAACCUCCAGAAUGGACCUUUGACAACCCCAAAUACUGUCUCGCCACAAGAUGACCAUGUCCCCAUCGCAGGGUUCAACUCAGACGUGGUCGAGGCGAUGUUGAAGCAAGGCUACGAGGCCAAAGCACCUCUCUACAAGUCGGACAUCAAAUCACAAACAACAACUCCCCAGAGCCCGUGGGGUGUGAAGCGUGAGUAG
Molecule: messenger RNA, 375 nt
Organism: Cladophialophora psammophila CBS 110553
Lineage: Eukaryota; Fungi; Ascomycota; Eurotiomycetes; Chaetothyriales; Herpotrichiellaceae
Exons: 1
Coding region: 1-375 (124 amino acids)
Source: RefSeq, a predicted model, not a curated record